AUGGCCUUCUCACUCCGCACCAGCAUGCCGAGCCUCGUGCUCGUCCCCGUCUGCCUUCUCGCCCUGUUCUCGACUACCACGCAGGCAGCACAGGACGCCACUCCAGCCCUUACCAUCUACGAGGACAACACCGACACGUUCAACUACUUGGGUUGCUACACCGAGACGGCCGGCCUUGCCAACACGACUGGCGAGCGCACCCUCAACGACGGCAUCAAUAACGUCACGGACAACACCGAGAGCAACAUGACCGUCCCCUGGUGCAUUGACUUCUGCACCAAGUCGACGAACCAAUACCAAUACGUCGGUUUGGAGUACUCCCGCCAGUGCUGGUGCUCCCGGACCCGGAACCCCCUGAGCACCGCACAGCCAAAAGCCGUCUGCAACACCGCGUGCGACGGCAACAAAACCACGGCCUGUGGCGGCUCGGGGGUGCUGUCCGUGUACAACAUGACGGCGGAGGGCAAGAAGCGUCUCGGAAAGGGCGGUCACGGCGGUAGUGCCGGCGCCACGCUGCAGCCUGGCGGCUUUGGUGGCAUCGUUGGCUUGGGAUUCGUCGUGUCGGGUCUGGGACUGGGGUUUGGACUGCUCUGA
Anthostomella pinea is the source of this 594-nucleotide messenger RNA. The record is from the annotation of a GenBank genome assembly. NCBI's taxonomy places the organism in Eukaryota, Fungi, Ascomycota, Sordariomycetes, Xylariales, Xylariaceae.